AUGGAGUUUUUCAACUCUGCUCUUGGAAAAAAUAUCUCUUUUGUGCGUCCUGCGUAUUUCAUAAUAAGUGGUUUAUCCGGUAUUCCAAAUAUACAACAUUACUAUGUCUUUCUCUUCUUUGUUUAUAUUGUUUCAGUGCUCGGAAACACUAUUGUAAUGGCUGUGAUAAUCUUGGAUCGUAGUCUGAGGAGUCCAAAGUAUGUUGCAGUUUUUAAUCUAGCAUUUGUGGACCUGUUUGGUAACUCUGCUCUGGUACCGAAGCUCCUCGAUAUCUUUCUGUUUGACCAUCGCUACAUCCCCUACAAUGACUGCUUGACUUUCCUUUUUUUCUGCUAUACCUGCCUCUCUAUGCAGUCAUUUAAUCUGGUCGCACUCUCCUAUGACAGACUGAUAGCUAUCACUUUCCCACUGCAUUAUCGAGUGAUGGUGACCCACAGGUUCAUGUUCUGUAUGAUUGCAUCUUUCUGGCUGUUUAUUAUACUUGCUGUUCUUAUUGCAGUUGGCCUCCUGACAAGACUUUCCUUCUGUGAUUCUGUCGUCAUUAACAGCUAUUUCUGUGACCAUGGUCAGAUAUACCGGCUGGCCUGUAAUGACCAUUUCCCCAAUUACGCAAUUAGCUGUUUCUACCCAGUUCUUAUAUUUUGGCUUCCACUUGUUUUCAUCUUGUUAAGUUACCUAUAUGUCUGCUGUUCUUUGGCUAAAGUGGCCACAGUUCAACAAGGACUGAAGGCCUUUAAAACAUGCAUAGGUCAUCUUUUAUUAGUGGCAAUCUAUUUCAUCCCACUGUUAAUCACAUUUACAUUAAUGGAAAAAAUUAAUCCAAACGCCAGAAUUAUAAACCUGUCUCUGACCUCGGUCUUUCCUCCAAUGUUGAACCCAAUCAUUUAUGUUUUGCAGACCCAAGAAAUCAAAGAAUCUGUGAAAAGGUUAUUAAAAAUCGGAAGAAAAAACAAAAUAACUGUGAAAAAAGUGAUCAUAAUGUGA
Molecule: messenger RNA, 984 nt
Organism: Acanthopagrus latus (yellowfin seabream)
Lineage: Eukaryota; Metazoa; Chordata; Actinopteri; Spariformes; Sparidae
Product: olfactory receptor 6C4-like
Exons: 1
Coding region: 1-984 (327 amino acids)
Biological process (GO): G protein-coupled receptor signaling pathway
Cellular component (GO): membrane
Molecular function (GO): G protein-coupled receptor activity; olfactory receptor activity
Source: RefSeq, a predicted model, not a curated record